Molecule: messenger RNA, 744 nt
Organism: Trypanosoma grayi
Lineage: Eukaryota; Euglenozoa; Kinetoplastea; Trypanosomatida; Trypanosomatidae
Product: conserved CBS domain protein
Exons: 1
Source: RefSeq, a predicted model, not a curated record
GGCGUCACUGCUGGGGCGGCGGCGGCGGCGGCAGCGGGUGCUGUUGGUGCCAUUGCUGGUGCGGCUGGUGAGAACUCCCCCGAUGGCGUUGACCCCGCCGACUUCGACGUCGUCUCGGGCGAUGUGGCGCUGCCGCUGCACGUCCGCAAUCUGCUGCUGGCCCCUGCAGACGGUGAGACGAGCAACCCGCUGACGGACUUCGGCAAGGAGCCCCGUGUGGGGCCGUACCGCGCGAUUGUCGACGUCCCCUUCUGCUACGUGCCGCAGUUGGGCCGGCACCGCAGCCGUCCCAUCUCUGUCACCCUCGAUACGCCGCUGUUGGAGGCACUGCGGCUGAUACUGCUGCACGACAUUGAGUGCAUUGCCGUUGUAUCGGAGGAACAGAUCAUCGUCGACGUCAUUGACCGCAGCGACGUGGUGCGCAUCGAGGAUCAAGGCGUGUACGACACAAACCUCACCGUCCGCGCGGCGCUUGGUGGCAAGGUGAGCAGCAAGAUAUGCGUCUUCCACGCGAAGGACGCACUGCGGGAUAUAUUCAUUCACUUUGUGCGGCAGCGGGUGAAGGAGCUUUUCCUCGUCGACCCCGAUACGGACAAGCUGCUCGGCCAGCUAAACGUUGGGGAGGUGGUGUUCUUCUUAGUGUUUGGCGUUACCACGACAAGUGGCAAUGGCACAGCCCCGUCCUCUCUCUCCGCAUCACAGAAGGGCACCGCCCCGUCUGCUGCUCCUAGCGCUGCGAGGUAG